CCCGUGUCCGCAUGCGCGGCUGAGCCGCGGGGGUGGUACUGCUGCAUCCGGGUGUCUGGAGACCGUAGCCGUUUUGUUUUCUUAGCUGAAACCCGGGAGUGAGGCCGGUAGGCGCGGCACUACACCGGGGUCCGGAACCACUGCACGACGGGGCUGGACUGACCUGAAAAAAAUGUCUGGAUUUCUAGAGGGCUUGAGAUGCUCAGAAUGCAUUGACUGGGGGGAAAAGCGCAAUACUAUUGCUUCCAUUGCUGCUGGUGUACUAUUUUUUACAGGCUGGUGGAUUAUCAUAGAUGCAGCUGUUAUUUAUCCCACCAUGAAAGAUUUCAACCACUCAUACCAUGCCUGUGGUGUUAUAGCAACCAUAGCCUUCCUAAUGAUUAAUGCAGUAUCAAAUGGACAAGUCCGAGGUGAUAGUUACAGUGAAGGUUGUCUGGGUCAAACAGGUGCUCGCAUUUGGCUAUUCAUUGGUUUCAUGUUGGCCUUUGGAUCUCUGAUUGCAUCUAUGUGGAUUCUUUUUGGAGGUUAUGUUGCUAAAGAAAAAGACAUAGUAUACCCUGGAAUUGCUGUAUUUUUCCAGAAUGCCUUCAUCUUUUUUGGAGGGCUGGUUUUUAAGUUUGGCCGCACUGAAGACUUAUGGCAGUGAAAACAUCCGAUUUCCCACAGCACAACAGCCCUGCUUGGGUUUGUUUGUUUUUUUUACUGCUCACUCCCAACCUUUUGUAAUGCCGUUUUCUAAACUUAUUUCUGAGUGUAGUCGCAGCUUAAAGUUGUGUAAUACUAAAAUCAUGAGAACACCCUAUUUAAACAACAACCAAAAAUCUAUUGUGGUAUGCACUUGAUUAACUUAUAAAACGUUAAAGCAAACUUUCACAUGAAUAAUUUUUGUCAAAUUUUAUCAUGGCAUAAUUUGUAAAAAUAAAAAGAAAUUACAAAAGAAAUUAUGGAUUUGUCAGUAUAAGUAUUUGUCAUAUCUGAGGUCCAAAACCACAAUGAAAGUGCUCUGAAGAUUUAAUGUGUUUAUUCAGAUGUGGUCUCUUCUGUGUCAAAUGUUAAAUGAAAUAUAAACAUUUUUUAGUUUUUAAAAUAUUUCAUGGUCAAAAUUCUUCCUCACUAUAAUUGGUAUUUACUUUUACCAAAAAUUCUGUGAACAUGUAGUGUUUAAGUGGCUUUUGAGGGUCUCCCAAGGGGUGAGUGGACGUGUUGGAAGAGAGAAGCACCAUGGUCCGGGCACCAGGCUCCCCACGUCCCUUCCGUGGGAAGCUCUUCCGCUGUGCCUCCCAUUCCAAGGGCAAGAGGAUAUGACUCAGCCAUGACACGUGGUUCUAGUGGGACGCACAGUCACUCCACACCCACCGUUGAAGGAGAGACGAGAAAAGGAGAGAGAUUUGACACUCCGGUCUUACACAGGGGACAAUUUCUUGUUGUUCUGAUAAUAAACCGGGUUCCAUGUUUCAUUUCAUCUGUAUACUGAACCACUAGCCUAAUAGACCAGCACGGUCAACCAGAAUGACAAACAUUAGCUACUGGGAACUCUUGUUGUCUCUUCCGCUUCGGAACUCUUGUCCCCACAGGCUCCCCACCUCUGCAAGAUGGGAUACGCUCUUCAGAACCACAGUUUGGAAUGUCUUUCAUAACAUGUGCUACAAUUAGCCUUCGGAAUAUUUGCUGGGUGAUUUAAAUGUGUGGGUCUCUUUUCCAUGCUAGCAUCGUCAUCUGACAGUCUCUAUGCUGUGAAUAUUGCCUGGCGAUCAAAACUCUUCUCAAAGAAAUAACUUGCUGUCAUCCCACAUGAACUCCUGAUGUUUUUUCUACAAAAGUUCAUAAAAUGUGAAAAUUGGAGAAGAUCUUAGAGGUUGAAGUCCACCUUCUCUUUUCACACAGGAGGGAACCCAGACCAUGGAAAUUGAAGUAACUUCCUCACGGUCACAGAACUAGUUUUUUAAUCCUCAGGCAGUGCAUCCCCCCACCCUACAACUGAGCACAACCUCUUUCCCCACAGUGCAAUUCAGAAUAUGCUCAGGGAAUGCCAGCCACCUUGUAAAAUUGCUGGGAUAAAAGCAUGAUUCCCACAAGGACUAAGUGUCAGUGAUUUGUAAUUUCCUGUUUUGUACUAUCUGCUUUGCUCAUGUAGACAAGAGUUAACUGGGUAGCAUACUUUAUCAAGCAUGAGAAAGAAUCUAAAGAAUUGUCAAUAAAAUUAACCCAAAACUUUAAUAAUGUGUCUGUAACCAGGAAAAUAUUGAUAGCAUCAUCCUAAUGAAACUAAACAUUUAUUUUAAACUUAUUAAAUUGACUCUUAAACUAA
This is a messenger RNA of Piliocolobus tephrosceles (Ugandan red Colobus), 2308 nucleotides long. It is a transcript of the gene TMEM50A, whose product is annotated as transmembrane protein 50A. The transcript has 7 exons. The record is from RefSeq and is a predicted model, not a curated record. NCBI's taxonomy places the organism in Eukaryota, Metazoa, Chordata, Mammalia, Primates, Cercopithecidae. Bases 173 to 646 code for a protein of 157 amino acids.